AUGGUAGAAAAGAAAAGUGAAAUAGAGAUAUUAUCAGUAGAUUUAGUGGCAACAUGGUCAUUAGAUUUACAAGUGGAAACAUGUGCUAUAUGUAGAAAUCAUCUUAUGGAUAUGUGUAUUGAAUGUCAUGAUAAUUUAGAAGAUGAUUUAUGUACUAUAUCAUGGGGUAAGUGUGGACAUGCUUUUCAUAGACAUUGCAUUCAAAGGUGGCUCACAACUAAGAAUAUUUGUCCAUUAGACACCCAAGUUUGGAAAGAAGAAAAUAAAAAAUUUAAUUAA
This is a messenger RNA of Hepatospora eriocheir, 279 nucleotides long. The record is from the annotation of a GenBank genome assembly. NCBI's taxonomy places the organism in Eukaryota, Fungi, Microsporidia, Hepatosporidae.